Xyrichtys novacula (pearly razorfish) is the source of this 10878-nucleotide messenger RNA. NCBI's taxonomy places the organism in Eukaryota, Metazoa, Chordata, Actinopteri, Labriformes, Labridae. The record is from the annotation of a GenBank genome assembly.
CAGAGGAGACAUCCUGAACCUGUCUGAGGACACAUGCCACGCAUUCCUCGAGCUAUGCUGCUGUCAUUGACUGUCCUUAGAUUGCAUCUGUUGUUGUGCGCUGUCAUGUGAUCCAGUUUUUCCAAACUUACUGGAAACAUGGUUGAAUUUGUAGUCAGUAUAAUUUUUCCUUUAAAAGCUGCUUAACAUCAAUUAUUUCAUAUUCUGUUAGUUUUAAUAAUAAUAAUAAUAAUACAUUUUAUUUAUAACACGCUUUUCCAGGUGCUCAAAGACGCUUUUCAAAGGAAAAAAUAAAUAAAAAUACAGAAAAUUUUGAGAAAUAAAACCAACAAUGUAAAAGAUUAAAAAAAAACACACCGAUGAAAAGACAAUAAAAGAACCGUUCACAGGUUAAAAGCCAAUCUAAAAAUGUGUGUUUUUAGGAGUGAUUUGAAAAUGUGGGGGUCUGUACAGUCUCAGAUGGGUUUGGGGAGUGAAUUCCAGAGAGUGGGGGCAGCAGCGGAGAGGGCUCUGAUUCAUUUCCUAUUCACCAGAUAUAUUAAUUUUCUUUUCUGUUGAAGUGUUCACUUUCACUUUCACUGGUUUUUCAUUUUUUAAUCUAGCUUUCAAGGGUUCAUACUUUUGAUUGGUAGAUUAUUUAAAAAAUAACAUGUUAAAAAAAACUCAAUAUUAUUAUAAAUAUCUAUUGCUAAUAUAAAUAUUAGAAAUUCCACUUAGAUGGAUACUUUUGCAAAGUGCAGUAUCUUGCACUGCCCUGUAAUUGAAUGAGUGUAAAUGAUAGUGUAAUUGCUCCAUAAUGUCAGUGAAUUUGUGGGACCCAUACACGCAGGAGGUGCUUAACCUUAAACCUCAUUAGAGCCCAUUGGUUCACUCAUUACCUAUUGUUUUUUUUUUGUUUCUAUCUGCAGCUUGAUUGGCCGGUUUCUCCAUGAGGCCACAAACAAACCUGACUCCACGCCCCAAAUCUCGCUUAAAUUAACCAGUUUACGCCUCACCGUCCGUGUUUUUGUUAUUAGGUAACAAAAUAACGGGCGUUGACAGACAGACAAUGACUCUCUGACGUUUUUGAUGGCCGUGAAUAGAAACUGUGAAACAUUACGCACAGACGCACACUCAACUACCUGGGAGGAGAGAGGAGGAAGUUCUGACGUCACGCGGCCUUUGUCGCCUCCACAUCAUCUGAUGCGUUUGGGUAUCGUUGAAGGCUCGGAAAUAUGAUAAUCGCGUUCAAAGGCGUUUAAGUUGACUUGAAAUAACGACCAACAAGUCUGUAAAAUUGCAGAUUGAUACAAAUAAUCACAACAGUAGUAAUGAUAACAACGGUAUUAUUUUUUUCCUAAGCCUUUACUAGAAAAAGGUAGUAAAAGGAAGCUAAUUAAACACUGCAGACGCUAGAUUAAUAUUCAAAACUUUGAGGAUUUUUUUUUCAGUGCGAUAACUACUCAUAUGCUCAAGAGUCUCUUUGCAGCCUCUCAGCCGUCUGAUCUCACCUUCUCAAGUUAAAUGAUAUUGAUAACGGUAUGAAGUAUUGAGAUUUCCUACUGUACCUGAACGUCUCAAGUGCCACAGCAGGUUUCGCGGAGGGGGAAGAGCAGCGGUGUCGUUAACAACAUCCCUCUCUGAAGAAUAGGCUACAUUUCGGCUGCUUCACCUAAAAACCGGCUAAAUUAACGGUACAAGUGUGUUAUUUUAUUCGUAGAGACGGGUACCACAAACAAACGAGUGAGAAUGCUUCAGUCUCUCGCCAGCAAUUCGUGUGUGCGGUUGAUACAGAGUCACAAAUCGACGUGGUAUUUUGCAUCUCUAGUCUUGGGGUACGUCCUCUAUCUCAUAUUCGGAGCUGUCGUCUUUUCUUCCGUCGAGCUGCCUUAUGAGGACCAGCUACGCCAGGAGCUGAGGGCCAUAAAGAAACAGUUCCUACAGGAAAAUGAGUGUCUGUCCGAGGAGCGUCUGGAGCGGUUUCUCAAGAAAGCCCUGGAGGCCAGUAAUUAUGGGGUUUCCAUCCUCAAUAACGCCUCAGCGAACUGGAACUGGGACUUCACCUCAGCGCUGUUUUUCGCCAGCACGGUGCUGUCCACCACAGGUAAGAGCUGCUCACCUCCGGGGGGGAGAGUAGGGGAGAUGCUGCUGCAGAUCAGGUGCGCAGAACCACUUAACAUAACCAUUUCCUCCCUAUACAAUUCACCAGCGUUAGAGAUAUAUAGGCCAAAUGUUUUAAUUAGCAAAACACUUUGUCCACUGUCACGGAGAGGAUACGUGGGCCAUGACAAACGAGCCUCUGAGACAAACUGGAUUAGAAAUAAGAGAAAAAUAGAAAAAGACAAACUAGACUUAUUUUCAGACACAAGGCCAUAAUACUAUUUCUACUGUCAAAGUCACCAUCCCUUAAACUCCCUGUCUUUUUUAGUUAUAAGAGCUUACAGGGGUGGUGUUGUUCUUUUUCAUCCUUCCCAAACAAACAUUCAACAUAAUUCACGAGGGAAACAUUUCAUGUUAGGUAUAGUGUAUAGGAAGUGCAACUUUUACUUUUGAUUUGUUGCUGAGGACUUUUUUGUACCCUCAGACUACUUCCAGGCUGGAUUUGGGGCCCAAAACAUGUGGCCAUAUUUCAUAAUUAGUCAAAUUAAAUAGAGGAAUGUUGAUUAACCCCAUGUGGACAACCUUACAGUAUUACAACAGUGGAGAAGGCUUCUAAAGUAUGAUCUUCCAGGGUGCAUUAAAGUGCCUCAAAGAGACAAUAACUGGACACAGGCUGAAACAAGGGUUUUCAAAGACACAAAUUUGAGAUAAGUUGAGGAUUUUUGAGCAAAUGCUACCAACAAAGCUAUCAAGAGGAUAAUAUAAAGAAUAAAAAUAACACUUAUCUUUUAGUUGUAUGGUAGCAUUCAUCCUCACAACUAAACUGAUUUGCUCAGGCUGUUCAGACUCAUUUUGUUGGACUUGAUUCCAAAAGCAGCUCAGAAAUCCACAGGUAUUAUAUAUAUCAUAGAAGACAAGCAGGAGAUUUAAAACCAGUAAAUGUCCUCAGAACUGGAGCAUAUUCAGGACAAACAGGUAUCAGGUUGUUGGGGUAAGUAAGAAAUGUUAAACACCGCCUUACUGACUAGAGUUGAGACAUGACAACAUAUGGAAAGUUCAAGGAGGUGAACACUUGGGUAAUGUGUUUUGACUCAUGAGACAGUGGCUUACCGUCAUGACCACAGCCUUCUUGUUAACAUGACCUGACCUAAAGAAAGUGUAAGAUAUAACGCUAUACUUCAUUCAGGCAGACAUGUUACAGUAUAACUCCUGUUAUUGGAAGAAGCACCAAGAGUAAAGACAGCGUCUGUAAACAUCAUGAACUUCUCCCCCUGCGGGCAGAAACAAACCCUUUAAGCAAAUUGUUUUGUGUGUUUUGUCUAAUGGUAUGUGAACAGCCUGACGCUGUGAACAAGGUUGUUUUCUGUUAUCUAGCGGUGCUCAAAAGAAACGUGGUUACAGAUGCGUGUCGCUCUGGAUAGCUGGAGAACUUUAGUCUGCAAAGAUUAUCAGUUAUCUGAGAUUUCAACACAUGUCGUUACCUUACAGAGCAAAGGGAGCGUGGUCGCACUUAAGUCCUCUUUUAUUAGCCUUGACAAAACUGUUGAUACCUUUACAUGGAGGGAUGAUCUGGAUCAGACUUCUGAUGGUUUCUGAUUGCUCCUUGUUUGUCUGUAUCAAAAACUUGGUGUUAAUACAUCUUUAAAAGUUUCAAACACAGCCUAGUUACAAAACACACCAUAGCAUUAACUUUAAUACCAUAAUAAGGAUAGCAGGGCGGGUACUGGGGUGCAGCCUAAUAUUAAUCUAACUCUAAACAAAAGCACUUGUGUUGCAUGAAAAGCAGACGUUCAAAGAACAUUGUGGGGUUUGCUUUUUUUUGCAUAUCACAAGCAAACCUCUAUUAGCCGUUUCCUCAUUUGCGUGCUCUUGUUAGUGAGCUGUGGUAUUUUUAACUCUCUUGUUGGGUUCACUUCUCAAGGGCGUAAUAUUUUUACAGCAUCACCUCCUGCAGAAAAGCAACUUGAAGGGUGUUUGUGAUAUUCAGCACGUAAUUUCAUGUGACAUGGUUUUAAAGCCUCAGAAUUUGAUUGUAGAGAUAGAAAAAAAAAGAUCUUAUUUCAAAAUAGUUUCUCUUUUUGCAUUUGAUUGCAUGUUUGCAAAGUUGAAGAAAAAAAUUACAAAUUUGAAGCAUUUAAAAGUUGGUAGUGUUAAUUUGUUGGCUUCCUGUGUUUCAGUUUAGUUUGAAAGAAUCUCUAGAUUAAAAACAAGAUUAGUCUUCACCAUGACAACAGAAGGCCAACCAACCCAGAUAGAAGCAGCUUACAAGAAACACUUUAUCUUUCUCUAAACCUGAGGACAGUGUUUCAUAAAGAGUCUGAGAUCUGAGGCUGAAAGUUAUCUGAAAUUAUCAGAUUUUCCACUUUAUUUUCUCUGGUAUGACAGUAGAUCUGUUUUUGUACAAAAAGCACACUCACAACGAAAGUUUUAGAAGAUUGCUGUCUAAACCAAAAUCCUUUUCACCCUAACAAAAACCUGUGCUCUGAUUUUUCCGACAUUUUUAUGAUCGUAAGGUCUGUCCUGAUGAUGAACAUCAAAUUUUUGGCAUCUCUUGGGACGUGUGCAUUUAGUCAGUAUCAAAAUUUUACUUGAACAGCAGAAUGGUCAGCCUACUUCAAGAUAAGAUAAGAAGGACUUUAUUGAUCCCCAAAGGGAAAAUCAAUAAUUCAUUUAAUACAAAGGGAUUAACAAAUAUUUGAAAGGUGUAGGAAUAAGUUUACACACAUUUAUCCGACCCCUAUUUACUUUUCAACCACUAUAACACAAGUAUCCACCCAAUGUCAACACCACUUUAGUUUGUACUUUAGUCAUAGUGUUUCACAAAUCCUCCCACACAGAUGUGUCAUGGAAAUCUGUCUAAUCUGAUAUUGCAUUCAAAAUAUGUAAUCCAUUUUGUUGUUUUUCUGCAGGUUAUGGUCACACAGCACCCCUGUCUGACGGCGGGAAAGCCUUCUGCAUCAUUUACUCAGUGAUCGGCAUCCCCUUCACCCUCCUCUUCCUCACUGCGGUGGUGCAGAGGAUCAUGGUGUACAGCACGCGGAGGCCCAUCAUGUACUUCCAUCAGCAGUGGGGCAUAUCAAAGCCCCUGGUGGCCAUCGUCCACGCCACUCUGCUUGCCAUGCUGGCCGUCUCCUGCUUCUUCCUCAUCCCGGCUGCCAUCUUUUCAGCGCUAGAGGAGAACUGGAACUUCCUGGAGUCCUUCUACUUCUGCUUCAUCUCCCUCAGCACCAUCGGUCUGGGAGACUACGUACCUGGAGAGGCUGUCAAUCAGAGGUUCAGGGAGCUCUACAAAGUGGCCAUCACUGGUGAGGACUGAUUUUUACAUGUUUUUGGAGCUUUUCGCUUAAACUCAGCUUGUUAUAUUUAUCCUAACCGAGGUGUCUACAGUCAAACUAUUUGAAGCUGUACUGAAAAUAGCCUAAAUCAUACUUCAACAGUAUAUCUAAGUGACACAAUGACUUCCACACAGCCAUGAUAUUCAUAGAACAGUUAUUGCAAACUUCCUGUUUCAUGUUAUAAACUUUAAGGAUAUUGAAAAAACCACAUAUAUUUUAUUACCUGAGCUGCAAUUGGCCGAAAGGAAACACCCACCCAAGGCUUCUAUUUAAACACCGUGCCACCAGGUGCAACUCGCACUUUAGUGAUUGACCCAGUUUGUUUAAUUUAUACUCCCAAUUUCUCAGAAUUAUUAUCUAAUGAUUAACUGAUGUGGGAAUAUCACAUAUGGUGGUUUUAUGAUGGUGAACGUUGACCCACCUGGGCGUGACAUAACAAGCCGCGUGUACUUUUUGACCCUUUCAGUGAAAUGUUACAUAAAUCAUGCUCUAUACUACAUGCAGUAUGGUGAACAAAGGCCUUAAAUGAUAUUUUAAUGCACUUCAUUCCCAUGACAGAGUUUUUCCUAGCUUCUCUCACAUUGAAAUUAUGACUCAGAUAUUGCAUUUUUAGUAAUAUAGGUGCAAAAAAAUUGGUGUUAUGCACAAAAUAGUGAAGGUACAGUGUGCUACUGCUCUUAAAGUACAUUCAGGAUUACAGCUAGUUGUGAAGAUAAAGGUCAUUAUUACAAAAAGUCACCAACCUUUGCACCAUAAGGGAUUAAUAACACUGCCACAUGUGAGAUUAAAACUACAGAGGUCAUAGAAAUUGUCUCCUGUCAGAAUUUUUCACCCAUAAUUCCACACAAAUCAAAUUUUUUACAACUUUUUUCAGACGUUUUACUUGACAGAGAGGCUUUUACCCCCUUUGGAUGUUUAUAAACUGCCAUAUGUUGCUAAUGAAACAAGCUUUUGACACAUCCUGCUCAUACAAUCAUACAAUCAUUGUUGUGUUAGGUAGAGCAAAGAGUGCCGGAGAAAUAACAAGCCACACUCUGAUGGAAAGCAGAGUUAUUGAUCGCCUUUUCUGAGUGAUUGUGCAGCUUUUCCAUCAGGGCUAAUGAUGACUGAAAUUAGCCUGAAGAACAAAUUCGUACAGCGCACUCAAGAAAAUGUGGAUGUGCACAAACGUCAGAGGCUGCACCAGCAUGUGUGUGAGUGCAGCAGCCAGAGAGAGAGAGACGUCAUUCAGUCGGCGCAGCGUGUCAGUCUGUAGGAGGGAAAGCGGCUGUGACAAGAGUGUGCAUGUGUACUCAAAUAAGACCAGACACAUUUGCACAGCUUCCUCUGUGAAAACGUAACUGCUCUGUAUCGGAAGUGACAUCUCCGUUAUCUGGGAGGACAUUUGGCUCAUUGCAACAGAAAAGCUAAACACCAGUUUGCCACAAAUACUAAAUAACUUGUGUCAUUUAUUCGGGUGUGAACUCUUUGGUUUGUUUUGAUUUUGCGAGCGGCUUUAGUGGGAGGGAGGAACUAGUUUUGUGAUUUGCAUUUAGGGAUUAGCUCCACCGUGUACACUCACACACACGUUAUGGUUUUGCUUUUUUUAGAAGCACAUUGCCGCCGCGUGUUUACACAUGACAUGGAAAACAUGGGACCGCCUGCAAAUUCAAGACUGUUUUUGAGGAAGGAGGAAUUUUUAAGUAUUUACUACUGAACUUUGCUUUUUAAACCACAAAGGAAAUGAUCCUUUCACAAUAUUUUUAUGGUAAUUUUUGUCCGUUACACUUAUGGUUUCUGGGUGGUUUCCUGGGGGUUUUGGGUUUUAGAGAUAGACGGUUUGCAUAUAGCAGGUGGAGAUAGUGAAAGUACUGCAGCUGGCACUAAUCAACUUAUAUUGGUUUGGGGGAUUUCCAAUAUUUUCUGAACUGUUUCUUUUAGCGUAGACUUGUUGUUUUUUUUGUAACAUCGCCCUCUUGUGCCAAUACAUGUCAACAACAACCUGGGACAAAGGGAAUAAAGAAAUAUGCAGAGGAAGUCAGAGUCAGAGAGUCAGGGUCAUUUAUUUGCCAUUUGUAGAAAAGAAACCACAUUGGAAAGUGCUUGUGAGAGGACAAUAAAGACAGACCAAGUAAGUUACAUAGAAAAAUAGAAUAAAGUGAGUUAGAAUUACAGUUAAAGUAAAGUUUAAAAGGACACUGCAAGUAAUAACAAUAAUAACAAUAAUAAAUAAUGAUGAAGAUACUAAUAGUAUUUAAAAACUUCUGUUUGAUGCUGAAACUAUCUGAAAACCAGGAGGUAGAGCAUUUGAUUGAGCGGUACCAUCUACUGGAGGGGAGAGGAACAAAAAGGCUGGAGGUAGAGUGACUGGUGUCGCUCACUAUCCUUGAAGCACAAGCCGGGAGCCUUGAGUUAUAAAGUGCAUCUAGUUUAGGCAGGUCAGUGCCAAUAAUUUUCUGAGUCAGACUGACUAUUCUGGUCAGAGAUUUUCAGUCCUGUCCAGUGAGGUUACUGAACCAAACUGUGGACCGAAGAGUUUUUAAAAGAAGAACUGCAUGAAACAUGAAGAUAUUUACAGUUUGAUUGGGUGUGUUUGUGAUAAGAUGUCAUUCAUUGAUGCAAAAUCAGAAGCAUCAUCAGUUUAAGGUUCAGACUUAUUUAUGCAAGCCGAUAGUCUCCAUGCAAACAAAGACACAGAAAUAAAGAAAGAUGACCCUCCAGCUGUAAAAUUAGUUCUUCUUUUUUUUAAUAAACUGAUUCCUAGUGCUUUCACCUUUUUAUAAUUCCUCAUCUUUUUUUUUCUGUUUGCUUGUGUCCUCAGUCUACCUAAUCCUGGGUCUGAUCGUCAUGCUGGUGGUGUUGGAGACCUUCUGUGAGCUGCAGCAGCUGAAGCAGCUCAGGAAGAUGUUCUACCUGAAGAAGGAGAAGCCGCAGGACCGCCUCGCCAUCUUGGAGCACGACCACCUGUCCUUCACCACCGUGUCCAAGAGGGCCGCAAGCCAGGGCGAGGACAAAACCCAAUCGUUUAUCGGCGUCCCGACUCUGAUGUCUCCGAACGAUGACCCCAUGAUCCAGUAAACAUCCACAGAGCAAACACGCAUUGAAGGAUGACAGUACAACAGCGAGUUUUAACGCACACGAGACUAUAUGUAGAUAAAAGGAGAGAAUCUAAGCUGUAGACAUCAGUCCUGCAAACAGAAAUACUAAAACUAGUUCAGAACAAGCAAACAAUCUUCACAUAAUGUCGUGCUUCUCAGCAGAGAUUAAAUUUAUGUACAUUAAUAAGGAAACAAAUUAAUAUUUUAACAGUGACUAUAAAGACAGAGCAAGCGAUUAUGAAAACGCCUUCUGCUGUAUUUAUGACUCUCAGGAGCUAAGCUCCUUUAUGAGCUGUGUUAUUUAUUACAUGUAGGAGCAAUUUAGAGAGUAAUCGGUCUCUUAAAUCUAGCUGAAAUGUAGGACAGUUCUCUGUAGUCUCUCAAAAUAUUACAUAAGUGUGUAUCUAAUAGGUAGAAAUGCUUGACAAUGAUGUGGACUGUACAUACCAAGGUAGAUGUUUUAAAAUGUAUCGUGUAGUGACGCCAAGAAUCUAAACACCUCUUAAAAAAUGAGUCAAAUUUUAAUCCAAACACUGACACAAGUUUAUUACAACACAGUCCAUCAUGAAAGUACAAAAAUGGAGUGUAGGAGUGUCUAAAACUGUCAAAAGGAAGUUUUGACUCUGCGUAUGUUAUAGUGAUUUUAUGUAUUUUAGCUCCUGACUUGUUUUUUUAAAAGGUGUGAUCGAUUCUCGUCUCGCUCCACAUUGUCACAUUUCAUCGUGAAGGAAAUUACUUGUCUGCAGAUGUGUGUUGUUUCCUCAACAUGUCGCAGUGCUAUUUCAGAUUUGUUCAUGCGUGAUGAUAAGCACUAUAACUUAACUGAUUUGUCUGAGCGUGCUGGACUGUGUCAAAAAGGGGAAAUGAGGUGAGCCUUACUUGAAAAAAAAAAAAAAAAAAGAAAAGGGAACCGCAGAGAGCCCGGCUCGCCCUGUUUCAUUUCACAGUCAGUGCUGAGAGCUCAGUUUGCACAUGUGCUGGAGGCUGGGAUUAAAAAAAAAGAAGUUAGGGAUUUCUCUGAAGGGACAAGGACAUGGUUCCAAAGAUUUCAUCCGGCAAAACAGAAGCUAUUUUUAAUACGCUGCUUUUAUUGUGGAUGAUUGCUUUGAGCAAGAAAAAAGGGCAAAAAAUUACACCGAAAUUUACAUCAAUUGAAUGUAGAAAUGUAUAUUUUUGAAUAUGACAGGAGGAAGGUUUAGGUAGUUUUGUUCGUAAUUAUCAAAAGUGACUUCGUACUUAAAAACGGUACUUGAAAUUUUGAAUCCAAGCAAGCAGCAGGAGUGCAACUGCAACACCCCAGUUCUGAUCUACCACAUCAGUUUUUAAUCCGCUCAACGACCAAGGUUGGCCUUUCACAAUUGGAUUAUAAACACCCGUUCUACACUUGCAAGUUUUUAAACCAUAGCAGUGCACUCCUCUGUGUAUUUUAAUAAUGAUAAUGUUCUGAGAGAAGUACAAAUUUCACGCCAUUAUCCGUCCUCUUCUUCUGUGUGCCGCCUGCUCUUACAGCGUAGCAAACUUCUGUGGUGCAGACUUACUGUAUUUAUUUUAGUAUAUUUAAUAGGCAUGCAUUUUGGAAGUCUUACUCAUCGUCUGUACAGAGCUGCAUUACUGACCAUAUUUACCUGUGAUUUGUCAACACAUCAUGAACUAGUCGCAGCCUUUUCUCAAGUCUUGAAUGUAAAGUUUUUCAUGCUGUAUGUGCUUCAGUGAGACCCGAGGCCCGAGCAGAGAACGGGUUUUCUGGUCCUGCUCAGACAGAUACGACAGGUGAUCCUGAACAGAAGAGUCAGGUGAGCCUUGUCCAAGUGUUAUGACAGCUCGGCUUAGACUGUGUUAUCAUCUCCGUGUCCUCAUAAUGUAUUUUAAACAUCUGUUGUAUUUAAUUUUUCCCGUCCAGCUCAGACUUUUGGGUGAACUGUGAAGUGUUGAAAUUUUUCAUUUCAUCCACUGAGAGGAAAAGAGGACUUGGAUUUUCCCAGGUUGAGCGUUUUCUUUUACUUUUACUUUUAAACGGUUUUACUGUUUUUUAGACUGAUCGAUUUCGACGCUUUGACCUUUCAGUGUUUGUCUUAAAGUAGAAAACUGUCAGGUUUAGUAGUUUGAGUUCUGUUCAGGGAGCAAAAACUGUGUCAAGGACAACAUGAAGAAGCACACUGACGUUAUUUAUGUUGACAAAUGUGAGAAAUGACAAAUAUUUCUGUACAUAGGUCUUCAGUUGUUGUUUUAUUGAGUAUUCAAGUGUUACAGUGUCGAUAUUUUAAUACAGGUUUGCCAUGGAGCAUCGAGGUUUUAUGUGAAUUUAAUUUCAUGCUGAAGUGAAACCAUGAACUGUAAAAUACCCAUGUGUCUUAAAUAAAGUGCUGGUUCAUUACUCCCUUGUUUAU